Alternaria metachromatica is the source of this 1308-nucleotide messenger RNA. RefSeq lists its product as uncharacterized. The record is from RefSeq and is a predicted model, not a curated record. Gene Ontology annotation, cellular component: cytoplasm. Gene Ontology annotation, biological process: maturation of SSU-rRNA. The transcript is spliced from 2 exons. The coding region runs from base 1 to 1308 and encodes 435 amino acids. Lineage: Eukaryota; Fungi; Ascomycota; Dothideomycetes; Pleosporales; Pleosporaceae.
AUGGCGCCCUAUGACAGUGAUUCUUCAGACGAUGGAGGCGACUACACCGAGACGAAUGUUCUGCUAGGAUAUGCAGCGAGGGAAGCAACGGGCGACGCGAUUUCCCACAUUGGAGGCGCACCGAGCUGGAUAGAUGAGAAGACCGCCCCUUCUGGCGCCUUAGCAAAAUGUAAAGUCUGCAAUGGCUACCUCAGCCUCCUCCUCGAACUCAACGGCGACCUUCCCGACAACUUUCCUGGCCACGAGCGGCGGCUUUACAUCUGGACAUGUCGGCGCAAGCCGUGUAGAAGGAAGGAGGGCAGUGUGAGGGGCAUUCGCGGAGUGCGCAUCGCAAAAGGCGCCAACAACAAGGCUAGCGCCCCCAGGGCCGAGAAGAAGGAAGUCAAGGAAGAAGCGAAGCCGCAGCCCAAGAUUGGCGAGUCGCUGUUCGGAGUGAAGAACGGGACAGGCGCAUCGACAUCCGCGAAUCCCUUCUCGAACCCGUUUUCGUCCAACCCGAAUGGCGCAGCAUCAUCGAACCCCUUCUCCAAACCAGGUGCGAAUCCUUUCGGCGCAUCGACUCCCACGCCCGCAGUGCAAGUUAGCGAGCCCCAAGAGAAGAAAGACGAAGCCUCUACGACCCUUCCCGAGACGUUCGCAUCCAAAGCUCGUCUCUCGUCACCACCUCCCUCCGAACAACAGCCUCCGCGUCCACAUGAGCCAUGGCCAGCAGACUCCGCCUUCCCUACACCGUUCCCUCACUAUCACCUCGACGCCGAAUACGAGACAUUAGACGCCCCUUCAACACCCUCGAUCCCAGCGAACGUGCGGAUGGACACAGAUAAUGAAGGCAGCGGUAGCGGUGGUGGAAAAGAAGACAAGGAGGUGUUUGAGUCAUCCAUGGACAGGACGUUCCAGAAGUUUGCAGAUCGCAUCGGAGAGAAUGCAGAGCAGGUGCUACGAUAUGAGUACAAAGGCAAGCCGCUCCUGUACAGCGACAACGAUGCUAUCGGCAAGCUUCUAGGUCCACACUCGGAGAACGGUUCCUCGUCGAAUGCAAAAGUCAAGACAGCAGGCUCACGGAGUGGGGCUGGGUUCCCUCGCUGUUCGACCUGUGGCGCGGACAGAGUCUUCGAAGUUCAACUAACACCGCAUGCGAUCACCGAGCUUGAGGCUGAUGAGAUGAGUCUCGACGGCAUGGAAUGGGGCACUAUUAUCAUGGCAGUAUGCAGCAAAGACUGCAAACCCAACGAUGUUCAGGAAGGAGAAGUCGGAUAUUUGGAGGAAUGGGUCGGAGUACAAUGGGAGGAGGUCCCUUCGAACAAGUAG